AUUCCACCUUAUGAAGCUUAGCUAGCCCAGCCUACCAUCGCCAACUCUAAUUCCAUCCAUAUCAUCAGUGAUUUCACUAUAUAAAAUCCACCUUCAAUGGAACAUCGCAAACCAAAAGGCUUUAUCCUUCUUUUCAAGCUUUUGCAACCGUCCGACCGAUCAGAUUUCGAAUCAAAUGGCUGGCAGUGAAGCGAAAGAGCGCAAGGUCCUGGUGGCCGUGGAUGAAGGCGAAGAGAGCAGCUACGCCCUCUCAUGGUGCCUGAAGAACAUAGUCGCUGAAAAUUCCAAAGAUACCCUCAUCCUCCUCUACUCCAAACAACCUCCACCCCUCUACCCUGCCAUGGACGGAACAGGGUACUUGUUCUCGACGGAUGUAAUAGCGUCCAUGGAGAAGUACGGCAACGAGGUGGCUGAGUCAGUGAUGGAGAAGGCGAAGAAGCUUUGCAAGGAGGUUUACGAUGUUAAGGUGGAGCCGAGGGUGGAGUGUGGAGAUCCGAGGGACGUGAUCUGUAAGACGGCGGAGAAGUUGGGCGUCGAUAUGGUGGUGAUGGGAAGCCACGGCUAUGGCAUGAUCAAGAGGGCUUUUCUGGGGAGUGUGAGUAACCACUGUGCACAGAAUGUGAAGUGCCCUGUUUUGAUUGUGAAGAGGCCCAAAUCAGCUGCUCCCAGCACAUAAUAAUCUAACAUCUUUUUUUUUUUUUUUUUUCCAGUUUUCCUUUUCGUCUCUGUUUUGUUUGUUGUGGAAAUUUUCGUCAAUUCUUGUUCCUGUGUUGUACAGACGCUUGUGUUUGAUGUGGAGUAGACUACAUGUACUCUGUAGAGUUUAUUUCUUACUUUGCAUUUCAAUUUGCUGCACAGAGUAA
Molecule: messenger RNA, 863 nt
Organism: Rhododendron vialii
Lineage: Eukaryota; Viridiplantae; Streptophyta; Magnoliopsida; Ericales; Ericaceae
Product: universal stress protein A-like protein
Exons: 4
Coding region: 176-676 (166 amino acids)
Source: RefSeq, a predicted model, not a curated record